UUCAGAAAAAGAAAAAAAGAGCAAAGGAAGAUAGCAAUGAGAGAAGCUUGGCUUGGAUUAUCCUUAGUAAUUAUUGCUUAUUUGAUCGAAUUAGCUUCUUCUACCGUUGUCUUGAAGCCCUUCUCCCUGUCCUUCGCCGACCUUCCCGCCAAAUUCGCUCGUGGCAUGAAUAACUCGGCAGUUUGCGGAGCACUAGAAGUGGCGGAUCCCUUGGAUGCUUGUACUCGGCUCCGGAACGAAUUCGGUUCCAACAGAACUGACUGGGUAAAGUUUGCUUUGAUAAUUCGGGGCGAUUGUUCUUUCGAGGAGAAAAUCCGAAACGCUCAAAGUGCGGGUUUUUCUGCGGCAAUUGUUUACGAUGAUAGAAAUGGAGGCAAUUUAGUUUACAUGAUGAUGGACCCUAAAGGAAUAGAAGUGCAAGCUGUUUUCGUUUCAAAAUCUGCCGGUGAAUUUUUGAAAGAUCAUGCUAAAGGGGAAAUGGGAGAAUGCUGCAUCUAUAGGCAGCUGAAUGGAAGGGCGUGGACAGUAUUUGCUAUCUGUUUUCUAUCACUUGUUGUUAUAGCAGCUUUCUUGGUGAUAGCCUUCAUUGGCCCCAGAAGCUUGUCAAAUUGGCGAGGAAGAAACUCAGUAAAAAGUGUGGAUACCAAGAUGGUCGAAGCUCUUCCUCGUGUCACGUUUAGUUCUGCUCGUUUGAGUCAGUGCUGCACUGGAGAAACUUGUGCAAUUUGCCUUGAGGAUUACAAGGAUGGGGAAAUUCUUAAAGUUCUUCCUUGUCAACAUGAUUUUCAUUCAAGCUGUGUGGAGUCAUGGCUGACUAAGUGGGGAACAUUCUGCCCUGUUUGCAAACUCGAUAUGACAACCAAAAUUGCAUAUUCUGAGAUCAAGCGGAGUAGCCGGGUUUAGAAUCAAUGAUUGGGCAUGAUCAUUUGGCUUUCUUUUCAAAUUGGUGUGCUUUGUGCUCGGGAGGGACAUCCCCAUCAGAAGGUUAUUUCUGCACCUGUCUCUUCAAAGUAUAGACAAGAGGUCCGGGACGAUGCUGAUGUAGCCUCUUAAUGUGAAGUCAGUAAAAUUGUUGCAGUGUGAUGUCCAACUAAUCUUCUUGCCUGGCAUCAAAAUGAACCACGGGCAUCUUGCCAACCAAAACCUAACAGUCUUGCCUGCACAAAAUCCUUGUAAAUGGUUCUUCAGCUUUAGUUCAAAUGGCUGAAAGUUUUACAAGCCGUCUGCCAUGCUUGUUUGUAUAAUAAAAAGCUGAUGUUCCAAGAUGGCUCA
Theobroma umbraticum is the source of this 1272-nucleotide messenger RNA. RefSeq names its product receptor homology region transmembrane domain ring H2 motif protein 1 (gene RMR1). The record is from RefSeq and is a predicted model, not a curated record. NCBI's taxonomy places the organism in Eukaryota, Viridiplantae, Streptophyta, Magnoliopsida, Malvales, Malvaceae.